This is a messenger RNA of Gaeumannomyces tritici R3-111a-1, 2057 nucleotides long. RefSeq lists its product as hypothetical. The record is from RefSeq and is a predicted model, not a curated record. NCBI's taxonomy places the organism in Eukaryota, Fungi, Ascomycota, Sordariomycetes, Magnaporthales, Magnaporthaceae. Gene Ontology annotation, molecular function: O-methyltransferase activity. The transcript is spliced from 6 exons. The coding region runs from base 518 to 1840 and encodes 440 amino acids.
UAUCCCUUGCGCCCGGUGAGCUGGCCUGGCUAGCAAUCAGCUUGGCCGGGUCACCUGUGCAGCCAACAGCUAUCGCACGUAGAUACAAGCUUUCUCAAGUCAUCCAUGCCGGGACAGACAACCUACCUGGCCUGUCCGUCCCCUUGGCUAUUUUGUCAACGCCAGCUCGUAGCUAGGCCGCGCCUCCAGCGGGCCAAGAUCGCGAGUCAAUUUCUCAUGGCGCGAAAGUCGUUGUCCAACGCCAAGUCGCUUAUUAGGAUUUUUUUAGCCUUCAGGUGUACCUCCUAAGGGGGAUCUCGGUCCCGGGCAGCUUGAGUUGCACGUUAAUGUUCCGAUACGUCCACCAAUCUGAUAGCCUCCAUUCGACAUUGACGUCGCUCGCUCCUUAGUGAUGGACACACUCCUGGCGUGAAUUGCGAGGCAUCGCGACGUGAUAAAAACCCAGCCAGUAUAUCUUCCCUCCCGCUCUUCCUCGACGCACUCUUUCCCCUAGAUACCCACCGAGCCAUACCUCGAAAUGAGUGCCCUACGCAACGCCUUGCAGCAACUGCUUGCUAUCGUACGCGGUUCCCCUUCGGUCGGACAGCGACAUUCAACCACCAAGACAAAUAACCAGAUGCCCGGCACAGGUUCCGCAGGCCUUGUCGGCCUCGCCGAGGCGCUCCUGGAGAGCGCCAAGGCCAUGCAGGCCAACCCCCAAGACAAAGAGCUGAGAAUGUCAAUGGCCAAGUUGGCAAAGAGGAUCGGGACUGAGGCGGCGGGCCCCGAGUCCAUCAUCCCCAUGUACGCCGUGGCUUUCGGUGAGAUCGGGGCAACCUAUCAAUUUAUGGAGUGGAAGCUCUUCGACAAGAUUCCCAAGGAUAAGAGCAUAUCGUACCAGGAGCUCGCCGACUCUGUCGGAGCCGACCUGUCUGUCGUUUCCCGCCUUGGAGGCAUGCUCGUGGCAAGCGGCCGCCUGAUCCAGACUUCCCCAGGCCAUGUGAAGCAUUCCUCCACGUCACACAUGUUCGCCAACGGCCACAACGCCGGCAACCUCUUCCGCAUCUUGCUAGAGCAUGGCCUGCGCGGAUACCUGCACUGGCCCGAGUAUUUUGCGAAAUAUGGUCCCCACGAGCCCGCGGGUCCCACCCACAACCCAUUCACGUUCAGCCACGGCCACCCGGAGAUGGGCGUGUUCGACGUCGUGGCGCUCGACGAGGAGCGCGCCCGCAUAUUCGCGUCCAGCAUGCGCAGCGGCGACUCCAUCUCGGCACGCUUCGGCGGGCCGGCCUCCCUCUACGACUUCUCCUGGCUGGGCGCCGAGGCCGCGGGCAGCGCCGAGGGCGCGCCCUUGCUGGUCGACGUGGGCGGCAGCCACGGCGACACGCUCAAGCACAUCAUGCAGGCGGUCCCCUCGCUCCCGCAGGAGCGGUGCGUGCUGCAGGACCGCGCCGAGGUGGUCGAGGAGUCGGCGCGCGCGGCCGACCCGGCCCUGGCGCGGGUGCGGCGCGUGGCGCACGACUUCAACGAGGAGCAGCCCGUCCGCGGCGCCCUGGUGUACCUGCUCCGCCGCGUGCUGCACGACUACUCGGACCCCAUCUGCGUCCGCGUCCUGGCACGUCUGGCCGCGGCCCUGCCGGCCGGCGACGCCCGCGCCCGCGUUCUCAUCAUGGACCAGGUCCUCGCGGACCCGCCCAGCCCCGCCAACGCGGCCGCUGACCUGGUCAUGUUCAACAUUGGCGGCAAGGAGAGGAGCCCGGCCGGGUUCGAGGACAUCGUCGCCGCCGCCGGCAUGCGCGUCGUCAAGAUCCACCGCAAGGAGGGCAGCGAGGUCGGCGUGGUCGAGUGCGCGGCGGCAUGAGGGAAAGGGGUGUCUGCCGCCGGGAGAUGUUGCCUUGUGCUUCCCUGUCUUCGGGUUCCCAAUGUGGCAAGGGUCUACCAGCCUCCCAAUCAGGCGGUGAGGUGGUUCUGGUCUAGCUAUGAAAGAAGUUCGUACACGUAGCCUUGUUUCUGAGCAGAAUUCCGUUUGGCGCUUGACCGCUGAUGAAUGCCCAGCUGAGAGAUCGCGUAAUUCCGAA